Sesamum indicum (sesame) is the source of this 1313-nucleotide messenger RNA. Its product is annotated as transcription initiation factor TFIID subunit 14b. Gene Ontology annotation, biological process: regulation of DNA-templated transcription. The record is from RefSeq and is a predicted model, not a curated record. Lineage: Eukaryota; Viridiplantae; Streptophyta; Magnoliopsida; Lamiales; Pedaliaceae.
UACCGACAGGCCCCUGUAGUCAGCGUAAUUUGUCGCGUUUCCCUUGGUCAAUAGAUACGUGAAAGUGGAUCUUUCCGCAGAUGAUCCUUUUCCUGCUCGUAGCUCGUACUCCAUCGCUAAUUGAGUACCGUACAUUCGUCCAGGAUCCGAUUGGAAGCCCUAAUUGAUUUCGAUCAAUUUUGUGUGGGUGUUUUUUUUUUUUUUUCAUAAAUUCAAUCUCAAGAUGCCUCAGAAGAACGGCGCCGAACAGCCGGAUACCAGCGGCUCUAUGCCAAAAUUGCAGCGUACAAAGAUUACCAAAUCCUCUGAUGACAACGAGAAAAAGAGCUUGGCUAAGAAGCUUAAAGAUUCAGAAAUUUGUAUUCCCAUUGUGUAUGGUAACAUUGCUUUCUGGCUUGGUAAGAAGGCGAGCGAGUACCAGUCACAUAAAUGGACAGUUUAUGUUCGCGGAGCGACAAAUGAGGACCUUGGAGUGGUGAUAAAGCGUGCUGUUUUCCAAUUGCAUUCGAGUUUUAAUAAUCCCACAAGGAUAGUGGAUAGCCCUCCUUUCGAGCUAUCGGAAUCUGGAUGGGGUGAAUUUGAAAUCGCCAUUACCCUUCACUUUCACAGUGAUGUUGGCGAUAAACCAUUGCACCUGUAUCACCAUUUGAAGUUAUACCCCGAGGACGAGUCUGGUCCGCUGUCCACUAAGAAGCCCGUUGUUGUGGAAUCUUAUGAUGAAAUUGUUAUUGCGGAGCCUUCUGAGGCUUUGUUUGCCCGGGUGCAAAAUUAUCCUGCCGUAAUUGUACCUAGACUGCCUGUGGGCUUUACUUUGCCUCCUGUGCCUAUGGAGGAUCUUGACAAUAGGAACAAAGGUGAUACCAAAGAUCAUCCUCUGAACCAGUGGUUUACCAAUUUCUCCGAGGCAGAUGAGCUAUUAAAACUUGCUGCAGCUCGGCAGCAGGUACAAGCACAUAUUGCGAGACUCAGAAGGCAGUUGACUUUGAUUGAUGGACAACACCAACAGUUGAAAGCAGCAGCACCUGAUAUUUAUCUUCAGCAGGGAUUCUGUUUUUCCAGUUGGUGAGUCUAUGAUGGAAGUUCAAAACGGUUUAAUAGUAUUGACUUCCAAGGCUUAGACGUGGCUAAUAGGUAGUUGACAUAUGCAGCAAAGAUGCAAAUCCCUGUUCUGUUGUUUCAUUUGCUGCUCAACAUUUUGCAGCCCCAAUGAGUGCAUAUCCUGAAAAUUCUGUGUCCUAUAUGAUACUUGUAAUGUUUAACCUUUCCGUUUCUUGAAUAUUUGGUUUCUGCUGAUCUGACUAAUAUUAUCUGCU